Molecule: messenger RNA, 1831 nt
Organism: Lactuca sativa (garden lettuce)
Lineage: Eukaryota; Viridiplantae; Streptophyta; Magnoliopsida; Asterales; Asteraceae
Gene: TRANS11
Product: translocase 11
Biological process (GO): cell wall macromolecule biosynthetic process; cell wall organization
Cellular component (GO): plasma membrane
Molecular function (GO): phospho-N-acetylmuramoyl-pentapeptide-transferase activity
Source: RefSeq, a predicted model, not a curated record
UAUCCAUUUUUGAAGGUGCAAGUUUAAGUAAUCCACGAAGUACCCUUUACAAAAAUCUUCCCAGAUUAGAAACCGAUACUCCGAGAGGGGCCAUCGAUAAUUCCAAAGCAAGCUGUCUGUCUCCUUCCCCCAUUCUCUGCGUAUGGUGUGCAAUAACUAACAAGUAACAACACAUAAUAUGAUCCCUCAAUGGCUUCUCUAAUCAUGCCAUCUCAUUCUUGGUGUUCAUCCCUUAAUUUCCCUCGAUCAGGGCUUCUAAACCCCCUAAUUCGAUCGCCUCAAGCAGUCACCAAUAGCUUUCCUUUAAGUCCUCAUUUUUCUUCCCGUUUCUACUUCAAGGGCAAGCUAUCGACAUUGAAAUUUCAGAAAUAUGCGUAUUCUUCUACGAGGCACAGACUCCUUGUUGUUGCUACUAUGGAUUGGGAUAUGUCUAGUUUUUCACUAGAUGAUAGAGGUGAUAGUGAUGGAUCUAUUGGAUACUCCUUUUCAUCAAGUGAAGGUGAAGAAAGUGAUGGAGAUGUUAUAUUGAAUCCAAUUAAUGAUGUUGAUAUUCCAACAUCAAGUGAGAAAUUUCGUCAACCUGAUGAUGCUUUAACAAUAUCUGCUCAAAAACUAGCAAGAAUGGGUAGAUCUCGUAGGAGAAACAGGAUUAAAUAUGGAAUUUUCAUCAACAUUGGCCUUAUCACUUUCUUAACAAUACUUCUCUUACUUUUGGAUUCGCACGCGUGGCGUAUAGUGAAACUCCCUUUGCCACCUUUUCACUUAAUAUGCCCUUUUAUAGCCUCUACUUUUUUAGUGUCAUGUGCUGGAUAUAUUUGUGUGCCUUUAUUUAGACUUUCAAAGAUGCAACAAAUUAUCAACAAAUGGCCAGCUAGGCAUUCUUCUAAAAAAGGAACUGCUACAAUGGGUGGAUUGUUUCUCAUUCCUAUUGGUGUAAUUGUUGCUGAAGUUUUAGUUGGUUUUAGUUCUAUAGAAGUUUCCGGAGUAUCUAUAGCAACUGUAGCUUUUGCUACAAUUGGAUUAGCGGAUGAUUUCUUGAGUUUGGUGAAAAGGAGGAAAGAUGGGUUGUCUCCUUGGAUAAGGAUCUUGUUGGAGGUGGCAGUUGGAACAUGGUUCUAUUUUUGGUUAUGUUCAAGGAACAUAUCAUCACCUUACAGCAUUAAAAUGGUGGUGCCGCUACCUCUGCCGCUAGGGCUGGUGUGCAUGGGUGGUUCUUAUUUAGUGUUGACUUCAUUUUGUUUUGUGUCAAUGGCAAAUGCAGUGGAGUUGACUGAUGGUCUUGAUGGAUUAGCUGGAGGAACUGCUGCCCUUUCAUUUAUAGGAAUGUCAAUUGCAGUCCUUCCAAUUUGUUCAGAUCUUGCAGUUUUUGGAGCAUCAAUGGCAGGAGCUUGUGUUGGUUUCCUUUUCCAUAACAGAUACAAAGCUUCAGUGUUUAUGGGGGAUACUGGAACUUUAGCAUUAGGUGGGGCCCUCGCUGCAAUGGCUGCUUGCACUGGAAUGUUCUUUCCCUUACUUAUAUCUUCUGGAAUCAUCAUCUUGGAAGCACUUUCCGUUAUACUUCAGGUAUCAUACUUCAAAUUCACUAAACGAUUACAAGGAAUUGGAAGGCGGUUAUUCAAAAUAGUUCCUUUGCAUUACCAUCUUGAAUCAUGCGGGAUAAAGGAGCCUGUUAUUGUUGCGGGUGCAUACAUUAUUUCAUGCGUAUUAAUGUUAUCGGCUGGAUAUGUAGGUCUUAUUUCGGUAUAGGUUUUAUUUAUUCUUGAAAUAUUUAUGUAAUUACCUUUUAGAUUUUAUUUACAUAAUUGCUCAUAUCUAGUCGAUUUUGAUUCUA